Molecule: messenger RNA, 744 nt
Organism: Glycine soja
Lineage: Eukaryota; Viridiplantae; Streptophyta; Magnoliopsida; Fabales; Fabaceae
Product: NADH dehydrogenase [ubiquinone] 1 alpha subcomplex subunit 2-like
Exons: 5
Coding region: 88-384 (98 amino acids)
Source: RefSeq, a predicted model, not a curated record
UUGGCAUGGUAAGUCCUCAAUUUGGUCCCGAAUCGCACCUCACCACAACCUCUCUUUCUCGUCUCCGUCCGUGCAACCUGGGAAGCAAUGGCUUGGAGAGGAAAUCUUUUGAAAAACAUAAAAGAACUUAGGUUUUUGAUGUGCCAGUCAUCACCUGCAAGCUCAGCCACAAGGGCUUUUGUGGAAAGGAAUUAUAAGGAACUAAAGACAUUGAACCCAAAAUUGCCCAUAUUAAUCCGUGAGUGCAGUGGAGUUGAACCCCAAUUAUGGGCAAGAUAUGAUUUGGGUGUUGAGAAAGGCAUCAAAUUGGAAGGCUUGUCCGAGGCGCAGAUCUUUAAGGCACUUGAAGAUUUGGUAAAAGCAGGACAGUCUAUGAAAGCUUGAUAUUGGCUCUCUUGCUGCUCUUGUUAUUGCAAAUUGCCUUUUGGUUUAAAAUAAGCCAGGUCUUUUUCUAUGUCCCAUGGCCUCUGGUUUCAGCCUGUCUCUGGAUCUUACAUCGUUUCAAGUAUGACACUGUUGAGUUUAAGUUCAAAAUCCUGGUUUUGCAUGUUGAACACAUCGAGGGAGAUUUAUUCAGACCAAAGAUUAUAAUAUUAAUUUUGGUUCAUAUGACUACUGAUUUUUGUCAAAGGUUGACUUGCCAGAGAACAUGAUUCUGUAUUGGCUGCGUAACUAUUACCGAAGCACAAACCCAUCCUUAAGUAGACCUUUUAAUGUAGCUGGAAUGGUUUCUUUCCCUGUUCC